Messenger RNA from Homalodisca vitripennis (glassy-winged sharpshooter), 1806 nucleotides. RefSeq names its product plasma kallikrein-like. The transcript is spliced from 6 exons. The record is from RefSeq and is a predicted model, not a curated record. Gene Ontology annotation, molecular function: serine-type endopeptidase activity. NCBI's taxonomy places the organism in Eukaryota, Metazoa, Arthropoda, Insecta, Hemiptera, Cicadellidae. Gene Ontology annotation, biological process: proteolysis. The coding region runs from base 47 to 886 and encodes 279 amino acids.
UCUAAUAGGCAGCGCAGUGUCCCGUCAACCUGCAACUAACUCCUCUAUGUUUCCCUAUCAGGUUUUGAUCAGCCAGUUGGAUGAAGGACCUAAAUGUGGUGGGGUUUUGGUAGCAGAGAGAUUUAUUGUGACUUCAGCAACCUGUGUUCUAGACUUUGGAGGCAUAAAGAAAUUCCUGGAAGAGGCUGUACUGUAUGGAGGAGGGACGAGUUUGUUGUUCGAUUUUGGCGAUGUGGUCGAUGCAGUCAUUCAUCCUCAAUACACAGUGAAUCCUAUGGCUUAUGAUGUAGCUCUAGUGAAGUACAAUCUUCAAGAAAAUGGACCACGUCUAAAAUCUGCGGUAUUCAAUGGUAGUGCCAGUGAAGAAACAGUAUGCGUCAUAUCCUCUUGGUGGGAAACGGAGGACAAGUGGCCUGAACAUCUGGUGUGGAUGUCAGUUUCUCAGAUACCAUGCUCUCCACCUGAGCCGAACUUGAUCUGCUUUACUGAUGAAAAUCUAUUUCAUAAGUAUGACCUGGGAAGCCCGGUGGUGUGCGGUGGCGUACUGACAGGCUUGGCUCCACGUGGAGGAGGUAGCAAAGCCAUCAACCUCACCUCGGACUACUGGUGGAUCGCAGAUACCAUGGCGGAACUGGCAGUCACCCAAGUACUUCACAAUUCCACAGAAGACCAGGACCCAAAAGUGUACUUCCUCCAAAUUUUAGAAAAACUUAACCUCCUUAGUGACGCAAAGUCUGACUCUGAUCGAGAUCGUCUUACGAACUGGAAUAACCAGAUAGUGAUUCCUAUGAGUUACGUGCUCUUCGCUAUGGUUAUAUUCUUCUUUGUUCUCUUGUUUUUUAUCAUUCUGUUUACUGUUGUGUUAGUUUACUAUAGCAGAAAAUAAAAAGUCCCAACUAUUGCUAUGGGAUCACCUCUUUCGUUUUAAGAGACGAUCUUGAAGAAUAUGAAAGGAAUAGUAAUAAUGUUUAAGUAUGUGUACAAACUUUAUCUCACCUGAAGGAAUAUAAGCUAUCUCUUAUUUAACAACCGUCACUCAUGUUCUCUUACAUUUUUCUUGAUGCCGCAUUUACUGAAAAAUUGUAUCGUUCCUCUCUAUUCUUUGGAAAAUGUAUCUGGUUCAAUUAAUCAACAAUUUAUGUGGCCAUUACACACACAGUUGAUGCUAUAUGUCAUAGGUUUAAAACAAUGGUAACUAAAUAUAACAUGAUUUAUAUUAUAUUUAUAAUAAUACCUAAGAGGUAACACUAUAAUUACGAUUAACAAAUCAUGUCACUAAAAUUAAAACUCAGAUACUCGCUUAGGAGUAAAAUGCCAUUUCUUAUAAUCCAUUGUGUUAUUUUAAUGCCAUCUCGUAAGUAGAUUUGUAAAGUCAAUUAUAUCACCUAACAAAGAGAAGUAUUUAUUACAAAAAACAACAUCCUCUUGAUAUUUGUAGCUGCACAACGAUGUACUUAACCAUUGGAAAGGAGUACAAUAUUGUGUGUGUUCUUAGUGAUGUAUGAAUGAUUAUUGAAGUACUCAAGUAAGAAUUACUAUGACGGUAUUGCAACUGUUAAAAUUAUUUUUACACUUAAUUAAAUUAAAAACUAUAUACAGGCUAGACACACGAUUCAUCUCUGUAAUUCUGACCAGUUCCAAGUGACCUCUUCUUUAAUUAUAAGUAUUAUUCUAUAACUCAUACUUAUUUUAAUUCAACUGUUUGCUUGAAUCUAAUGCUAAAAUAAUUACAAUUUUAUUUUAAUUUCUCUUAUGCGUUCUAGUUAAAACUUGUUCUGUAUAAAAUAAAACUUCUUUUCAAUUUGA